Diceros bicornis minor is the source of this 784-nucleotide messenger RNA. RefSeq names its product urocortin 2 (gene UCN2). Gene Ontology annotation, molecular function: corticotropin-releasing hormone receptor 2 binding; hormone activity. The record is from RefSeq and is a predicted model, not a curated record. The transcript is spliced from 2 exons. The coding region runs from base 169 to 675 and encodes 168 amino acids. Gene Ontology annotation, cellular component: extracellular region. Gene Ontology annotation, biological process: digestion; cellular response to nutrient levels; adenylate cyclase-activating G protein-coupled receptor signaling pathway. NCBI's taxonomy places the organism in Eukaryota, Metazoa, Chordata, Mammalia, Perissodactyla, Rhinocerotidae.
CUCAGUACUAUCCUACAUGAGUACAGAGUGCCUCUGUCCAGCCCUGGUCACUGCCCUGUGACCUUCAGUCCCCAACUUGUCCCCAGAGAGGAGUAGAUAGGGUAGGGGCUGAGGAUGUGUCCUCACUGCCCCCUAGGACAGGAUGAAGCAUAGGUGAGGGGCUGCCUCAUGCCAGGAGACAUGCCCUGGCUCCCACCCCAGGGGGCUGAGGGAGAUAAAUGGGCCCUGAAGGGGGCAGAAGGUCAGACCACAGCACAGAACUGCCUGGCCCCAGCCCCGGGCAGCCACGGGAGCCCUGACUUACCCCAAAGGAAGCUGCUACUGCCUGACCACGCGAUGACCAGGUGGGCUCUGAUGGUGCUGAGAGUCCUGACACUGGGGAGAGCCCUGCUUGUCCCAGCGACCACUAUCCUAGCCUUCCAGCUCAUCCCUCAGAACUUUCCCCAGGCCACUCCCCGCCCUGUGGCCUUGGAGGGCCACUCAGCCAGCACCACAGGCUCCUCUGCUGCUUGGGGCCACCCCAGCCCUGGGCCCUGCCCUGGCUCACGCAUAGCCCUCUCGCUGGAUGUCCCCAUUGGCCUCCUGCAGAUCUUACUGGAGCAGGCCCAGGCCAGGGCUGCGAGGGAGUGGGCUGCCUCCAAUGCUCGCAUCCUGGCCCACAUUGGCUGCCACUGAGCCUGAGGGAGGGGGUUACAAUGAUGGGGCCACCCUGGAUGGGGAGACUUGGAGAGCAGCAGCAGAGCUGGAGGGUACUGCAUCUGGGCACAGUGCAUCUGGACAUUGC